AUGGAUGCACAACCAUAUGCGAGCUGUGUUUUAUCGAAUGAUGUGGAUCUGACACUAAUGUGGAGGUGUAGGUAUGAUUUUAAGUUGCAAUGUGUUGACAUUCUGGUACUUCCGAGUAGUAUUGUUGAUGGACCUGAGUAUUUAGGCCAUUAUAGGCCAGAGCCUACUAGGAUCUACCUCACCAAUGAAUGGCAAGGGUUUAUCAAGCAUAUAUUUCAUAGAAGUGCUUGGUACGCAAGGGAGUUGGCGAGGAAAGAUGUCCAUGAUGAUGAUGUCAAUUCCUAUUCUCAGUUGUUGUGGUAUCGUGAUGCCAUUUUGGAAAGCAAUCCCGGAUCCUAUUGCAGGGGGUUUCAGUCGUGCAUUCCUCUUCUUUUUGUCGAUGCUGCACAUUUGAAGAACAAGUAUAAAGGUUACCUGCUCUGUGCUACUAGAAAGAAUGGAAACCAAGAAUUCUUCCCUUUUGCAUUUGUUAUUGUAGAUUCCAAGAACAAUGCAAAUUGGAAAUGGUUUUUUGAUCAUCUCUACAACAUCUUGUCAACCCAAGGGAGAAUUGUGAUUUUUGUCACGGAUCGAAAUGGUGGACUCUUGAAUGCAGUGGUUGUGGAGGAAUUCAUGAAAGUUGCAUAUUCUCCUACAAUAGCAAGCUACAACUUCAAUUUGCAGAAUCUUAAGAGAGAAGGUGGGCAACCUAUUGAAUCGUUUCUAGAACACCUUCCUCUAGACAAGUGGUGUAAUCCCUUCUUUAGAGGAUCAAGGUAUGGUGAAAUGGCGAAUAACAUUGCUGAAUCAUUUAAUAGUUGGUGUGGCCCUUUGCGUGAACUUCAUGUUUUUGAUUUUCUUGAAGGUUUGAGGGUUAAGGUCAUGGAGAACAUGUUUGAGAGGAAGGUUGAGUGCAAAAAGUGGAACACUGUGUUGUGUCCUCCAAUAGAGGCUUUGUUGAAGAAGUUUAUGGAUGUGGGGCGUCAUUGGUCAGUUAGCAUGUCCAGUGAGACUCUUUUGGAGGUUUAUGCUGAAAAAUCGGUCGCUGUUGAUCUUGAGAACAACACUUGUUCUUGCCGUCAGUGGCAAAUCAACUCAUUCCCAUGUUCACACGCUCUUGCUGCCAUCCAGAAAGUUGGAGAUCUACCUGUGUAUGCUUACAUUGAGUACUUUCACACUUGCCAAAGCUACAUUGAGGCGUACGCGCAUGGUAUUCAGCCAAUACCUAAUAUUGGCAAGUUCUAUGUGGAUGCAGCAACUUCAUCUGCAGUUGUGCAGCCUCCCUUGGUUAGGAGGCCAUCUGGUCAGCCAAAAUCAGUUCGGAUAAAGUCUGCUACAGAAGGUGGGAUGAGGAGAACAAUCAGGUGUGGUCGGUUAGGGCGCCACAACAAGGCAACAUGCACAGCACCAACAUGA
Fragaria vesca subsp. vesca is the source of this 1395-nucleotide messenger RNA. RefSeq lists its product as uncharacterized. Lineage: Eukaryota; Viridiplantae; Streptophyta; Magnoliopsida; Rosales; Rosaceae. Gene Ontology annotation, molecular function: zinc ion binding. The record is from RefSeq and is a predicted model, not a curated record. The coding region runs from base 1 to 1395 and encodes 464 amino acids. The transcript is spliced from 7 exons.